UUCUUUUACUUGUCAAAUUUGGUUGAUGAGGUUAGUAGUUUCGUAAAAUACCACAUUUUACUGUAUUUUGAGCCAUUCCAAAUAAAUCCCAAAAUGCAGUUGCACAUCAGAGGACAGUCGACGCACGUCUUGGACGUCAAUGGAGAAGAGUCCAUUGCUCAGAUCAAGGACCGUCUCCGUGCUCUCGCCGGAGUUGAGGAUGAGGACCUGACCCUCUCCCUCUGCGGUGCUCCCCUUGAGGACUCGUGCUUGGUAUCAGAACUUUCGUCCUCAGAAUUGGACCUGACCGUUCCACUGCUUGGUGGUAAAGUGCACGGUUCCUUGGCUCGUGCCGGUAAGGUCAAAGGUCAGACCCCCAAAGUGGAGAAACAGCAAAAGAAGAAGAAGAAGACUGGCCGUGCCAAGCGUAGGAUCCAGUACAACAGAAGAUUCGUCAAUGUUGUGCAGACCUUCGGCCGUCGCCGUGGACCCAACUCCAACUCGUAGGUUUAUUAUUUGUAAAUAAUAUGCAAAUAUAACAUCUUAUUUGCCCAAA
Ostrinia nubilalis (European corn borer) is the source of this 535-nucleotide messenger RNA. RefSeq names its product ubiquitin-like FUBI-ribosomal protein eS30 fusion protein (gene RpS30). Gene Ontology annotation, biological process: translation. Gene Ontology annotation, cellular component: ribosome; cytosolic small ribosomal subunit. Gene Ontology annotation, molecular function: protein binding; structural constituent of ribosome. Lineage: Eukaryota; Metazoa; Arthropoda; Insecta; Lepidoptera; Crambidae. The coding region runs from base 94 to 486 and encodes 130 amino acids. The record is from RefSeq and is a predicted model, not a curated record. The transcript is spliced from 5 exons.